Messenger RNA from Ustilago hordei, 6336 nucleotides. RefSeq lists its product as uncharacterized. Gene Ontology annotation, cellular component: P-body; CCR4-NOT core complex. The record is from RefSeq and is a predicted model, not a curated record. The transcript has a single exon. Gene Ontology annotation, molecular function: molecular adaptor activity. Gene Ontology annotation, biological process: nuclear-transcribed mRNA catabolic process, deadenylation-dependent decay. Lineage: Eukaryota; Fungi; Basidiomycota; Ustilaginomycetes; Ustilaginales; Ustilaginaceae. Bases 1 to 6336 code for a protein of 2111 amino acids.
AUGUUCAAUGGCUCCGCUCCUCCAAAUGGAGGCGGCGGCGAUGCCAACAAUCUGGCCGCUAACCCAGGCAUCGUCAAGGUCGUCUUGGAAGCGUUGCAGAGCAAUGGUUCCAAACCCGUCGUCAGCCUCGAGCAGCAUGCAUUGCUCCUCGAGACGCUGCUCUCUGACGCGGUGCCCAGCACUCCCGUCCUUCACCCGGCACAGCGUCAACGUCUCUUUAAUGCCAUCGCAGACAAGGUUGGCGCAGAUGCUACUGCCGAUGCUGUGCGUCAAGCGCUGCCCAAGCUUAAGCUCAAGCCCGAGAAGAAUGUCGCUGAUCUGCUGAUCGAGCUCGGUGUCAAGAGCCUCCCCACCGUCGACACCGCCCUCGCUGUUUUGCAGCGCUUCGGUUUAACUGAGGCAAACCCACCAGAGGAUCGCAUCGUCUCCGAGAUCCUCGCCAUCCUACUUUCAGUCGAUCCGGCCAUCUUCGAAAGCGAUCGCGUCACCAACUUUGCCAACCUCGUCCGAGCGCUCGCUUCCAUCAAGCAGCAACUCUCCUGGCCCCGCAUUGUUCGCGGUCUGGAUGAGCUUGAUGGCUUCAACCUUUCCUUCCAUGGACACAUGGCCGGUAUGGCUGAGGUGCUGCUUCAUGCUCCCGUGCAGAGUCAGGGGCAGGUCUCGGCUGUCUCAGGUCUUUGGGGCCCUUGGAUGCACCGCCUCAGACAGCUACAGAUCUUCCACGGUCUUCUCGCCCUCGGCUCCGAAAGGUUCAGCUUUGCCUCGCUUCCAGGAAGACACAUACUUACCUCGGAGCAGGUCAACGAGGCUCCCAACAGUGUUCGUGAACUCGCCAGCAACCAGCUGGUGCCCAGCCCGUACAACUCGCUCGAUCUUGUCGAGACUCUCAUCGAGAUCUCUGCUUCUGACGAUCAAGGUAUACGCUCUGCUGUACAAGAAGUGCUCGAGCAGGCUGUCAAGUCGUGUCCUGAGCUCAUCUUGCUCGGACUUGUGCAGAUCCCUCAGCCUUGGAACGCCGUACACGCCGAGCUCGCCUCCCAGCUGCUCACCCUGUUCAUGACGCCUCACAACAGCAGUCUUCUCGUCUUUCACCGCAUCUGGAAGACACAGGGCGAGUACCUGCUCAACGCCUUCCGCAACUUCUACCUCGAGAACCAGCUCAACCUCACUCGCAUUGUCGACGUCGCUCAGAGUCUUGGCAUCGUAGAUGAUCUCGUUGAAGCCCGACCUUUUGCCUUCGCUCUCGAUGUUGCCGCCUUGGUUUCUCGACGUGAGGCUAUUGACCUCGACGCUUGGCUGCAGGACAACAUCAACCGCCACGGCAGCGACUUCAUCCGUGCCGCCCUCGAGUUCCUUGACAUCAAGGCCAAGGACGACCUUGCCAAGCCCGACCCGCACGCCGAACAGAGCUUCGUUCCGCUUACCGUACAGAACGUCGCCAGCUUCCUCAAAGCGCUCCGAUCGAACGGCGAGAGCAUGAGUGCGGAGGAGAUCGAUUUCUUCAAGGGAGUUCGCAACGUCUGCCUUCAGCUCCACCCUCGUCUCAUGAACCUCGCUCCCGGUGCCGAAGGUCAGGAGCCAGGUCUGCAGGUCGUCACCUUCUCGCAGGACAUUCACGAGGAAGCCGACUCCUGGUACCGACAGAUGUACGAAGGCAAGAUCAGCAUCGAAGAUAUUGUGGUGCUGCUGCAGCGCACCAAGGCAUCCGACAACGUGCGAGACCAUCAGACCUUUGCUUGCAUGGUGCACACCCUCUUCGACGAGUACCGCUGGUUCGAGAUGUACUAUCCUCCACGCGAGCUCGAGAUGACAGCCGUCGUAUUCGGCUCGCUCAUUCAGUACCAGUUGAUCGACUACAUCCCCCUCGGCAUUGCCAUUCGCUAUGUUCUCGACGCUUUGCGAAACCCACCGGACUCGAACAUGUUCAAGUUCGGUCUGCAGGCUUUGUUGCGCUUCCAGAACCGCUUGUCUGAAUGGCCUCAGCUUUGCCAAGCACUUCUGUCCAUGCCUCACCUCCAGCAAUCGUAUCCCAACAUCAUCCGUCUUGUCAAGAUGGCUCUUGCCGGCCAGCUACCGGGCGCAGAUGUCGGGAUGCCCGGAGGACAGUCGCUUGAGGACAAGAAGGUCCCCUUCCCUGCGAUCCGCCCUGAUCCUCUUCCUCAAGACGGCGAACAGCGCGAUCCCAACGAAGAUGUGACCGACAAGGUCCUCUUCCUCGUCAACAACCUUUCACCCGUCAACCUUGACUCCAAGCUCGGUGACGCCCGUCAACUCAUUACAGCCGACACCUACCGCUGGUUCUCCAACUACUUGGUCCUACAACGUAUCAGCAUUGAGCCUAACAAUCAUGGCCUCUACGCUCAGUUCCUCGAUGGUUUGGAGGCCAAAGGUCUCAUGACCUACAUCCUGCACGAGACGCUCUCCAAGUGUCAGAUGCUGCUCAACAGUGACAAGACUGUUCAGUCGACGCAGGAGCGCAAUCUGCUCAAGAACCUGGGUUCAUGGCUCGGAAGCCUCACUCUGGCCCGGGACAAGCCCAUCCGUCACCGCAACAUCGUCUUCAAAGAUCUCCUCAUCCAAGGCUAUGACAGCAACCGACUCAUUGUAGCCAUUCCCUUCGUCUGCAAGGUCAUGGAGCAGUGUGCCAAGUCCAACGUCUUCAAGCCGCCCAACCCGUGGCUCAUGGCGGUGCUGCGCCUCAUGGUCGAGCUCUACCAAUUUGCAGAGCUCAAACUCAAUCUGAAGUUCGAAAUCGAAGUCCUCUUCAAGGGUCUCGAUGUCGAACUCAAGGAUGUGCCUCCCACCACCAUCCUCCACAACCGACCCAGUGCCGAGCUGCUGCAACAGCAACACCAGCAACAACACCAGCAGCAGCAGUCUUCGGGUCAACUCCAGCAUCUCAGCCAACAGCAACAACACCAGGCCGCUGUACAGAUGCAGCUGCAGCAGCAACGUCAGCAUCAGCAACAGCUCUCUCAGCAACCUGCCACCGGCAUUGCCCAGGGUCUCGAACGCCUCUCGAUUGCCGGCGGAUAUGGCGCUGCAGCCGAUGGUCGCAUGGCUCCUCAGUCGCAGAAGGCCAGCGCGGCUGCAGCUGCCGUUGCCGCAGCUGGAUCGGGCGCUCAGCCUGGCCAGUCGGCCGCCGCUGUCACUGCCUACACCGAGACGCUCGUCUCCAUGCUCCAGAGCCUGCCGCAGUACGUGGUCAUCAACCCGCAGUUCACCAUGUUCAGCAACAAUGCAGCUUUCAAGAGGCUCAUCUACGUCGCCAUUGACCGCGCUAUCCGCGAGAUCAUCGCGCCUGUCGUCGAGCGAUCUGUCACGAUUGCUUCCAUCUCGACCCGCGAACUGGUCACCAAGGACUUUGCAAUGGAGGGUGACGAAGAGAAAAUGCAAGCCUCGGCUCAUCAAAUGGCCCAGAACCUUGCCGGCAGCCUCGCUUUGGUUACCUGCAAGGAGCCUCUGCGCAUCAGCAUGAUCGCCAACGCCCGCACUUUGCUCCUCGCCAACGGCUUCACCGAGCAGAAUUUGCCUGAACAGGCAAUCAUGGUCAUCAUGCAGGAGAACCUCGACCUGGCUUGCUCCGUCAUCGAGAAGGCAGCCAUGGACAAGGCUGUGCCCGAAGUUGACGAAGGCCUCACCAACGCAUACUCGAGCCGACGCGAGCACCGCACCCGUGGUCGUGGCUAUUACUGGGACAGCGCCGCUUUGGCUGCCUCGCAGUACGCCGCCACCCUGCCAGACAUGCUUCGUCUACGCCCCGAUGGUCUCUUGCCCGCCCAGCUUCGUGUUUACGAUGGCUUCAGCCGUCGCAUGUCUCCUGGAGCUGAUGCUGAUCGAGAUACCCCUGCAUCGGUUCAUGCAUCGUCGGUCUCCGGACGCUCUGAGGCUGGUUACCCUGACACUCCUGCAUCCGCUGCGGGCAUCGUCGGAGCCGGUGCCAUUGGUGCAGCCACUCUGCAGCAGGCUGGUGCCAACAUCCCUGCUGGUCUGCUUCCCAUCGCUGCUGGUGGAACUCUCAGCGCUCAGCAGUCGCUCGAGAAGUUCUCGCAGGGCAUGGCCGAGCUUGAACGCUUGCUUGAAGCUGCUGACCAGGACGCUGGUCUCAGCGAGUUGCCUCAGGAUCACGAGAUCCAACAUGCUCUCCGCCUCAUCCCCAUGGUUGUAGCUCAGUCCAGCAGCCGUGACGAGACCGCUCUGGCCUUCUCGCAGAAAGUCGUACAGCUGCUUUUCAAGAUCGACUCGAAGCUCGGUCGCGAAGUCUACGUUGUUUUGCUCGAUCGACUUUGCGAGAUCUCGCUCAAGGCGGCUCGCGAGGUGUCUGCUUGGCUCAUUUAUGCCGAGGACGAGCGCAAGUUCAACGUUCCUGUCACCGUGUCUCUCGUGCGCGCUGGUCUGGUUAACAUCGCCGAACUCGAUGUUCAGCUGGCCAAGCUGAUCCUGCGUGACUUCCGUGGCAGCGUGAUCGACUUUUCUGCGCAGCUCGCCCUCGAGUGUCUGCAGGAGCCUGCAUGUGCUACUCGUCAGCAGCUCAGCAACACCGUUGAAGCUCUUCAGCGUGCUGACCAGCGAGGCAAGGCCACUGAGGCUUCGAAGCGUUUCUUGCACGACCUCGAGAGUGGAUUGCUCAAGAGCAAGGUCGAUGUAGGCAACACGGCUCUGCGUGAGCAGCUUGCCUACUGCUUUGCCGAAUGGGCUCGUCUCUUCCAACACUCGCCCAAUCCGGAAAAGUCGUUCAUCGACUACGUCACGCAGCUGCAGACCCAGGGCAUCCUCAAGGGCGAGGACAUCUCGUCGAUGUUCUUCCGCGUCUGCACUGAAGUCAGUGUCGACAGCUACAUCAAGCAGAAGGCUGUGGGCGGCUCGCCUGCCACUGGCAUCUUUUCGCCGAUUGACGCCUUCUCGCGUCUGAUUGUGCUCAUGAUCAAGUAUCACGCCGACCCGACUGGUGCCAACAACGAACAGGCCAAGGUACACUAUCUCACCAAGAUCCUUUCAAUUGUUGUGCUGGUGCUCGCACAGUCGCACGAAGAGCUUGGUAUUCACUUCCAGCAGAAGCCCUUCUUCCGACUAUUCUCGAGCUUGCUGCACGAUCUGCACGCUACCGAGUCAAAUUUGGGUCCCGCCUAUACGCAGGCCCUUCUGGCUAUCAGCAACACGCUCAACACGCUGCAGCCUUCGUUCUUCCCGUGCUUCACUUUCUCGUGGAUGUCGUUGGUCUCGCAUCGCCUGUUCAUGCCCAAGCUGCUUCAGGCGAACCAGCGUGAAGGAUGGGGUGCAUUCCACCGCCUCUUCGCAUCAUUGCUGCGAUUCAUGUCGCCUUUGCUCCACAAUGCCGAAUUGCAAGACACGUCGCGACAGCUGUACCGCGGUACUCUGCGUAUCCUGUUGAUCUUGCUGCACGACUUCCCCGAGUUCCUGUGCGACUAUCACCAGAGUCUUUGCGACUUGGUGCCUGCUUCGUGCAUCCAGCUGCGCAACUUGAUCUUGAGCGCCUUCCCGCGCAACAGGCGCUUGCUGGAUCCGUUCAGCCCCAACUUGCAGAUGAGCUUGUUGCCCGAAGUUGGACAGCCUCCUCACAUUGCUUCGGACUACAUGGCUGCGCUCAACCAGGUUCAAGGUCUACGAGGUGCCAUUGACGCUCACUUUGAGCAGGGACGAGGUGGCGAGUUGUCCGAGCAAUUGCUAAGUGUUCUGAGGCAGACUACUACAGGCAACAGCAACAGUAACAGCAACAGCAGCAACAAGGACGACGCAGCCGCAUCCGCAAGCAACGGUGCAUCUUGGCUCUCAGGAAGCGGAAUCAACGUAGCUGUGAUCAACUCUUUGGUGCUCUACCUCGGUGUUCGAUCUAUUGAAUCUCGACGCAGUGGCAACGAGGACAACGGUGCAGCAGUCCUUCGUUGGCUCGUGACCGAAUCCGAGCCAGAGGCUAGAUUCUUGGUUAUCACCGCAGCAGCCAACCAGCUUCGAUUCCCUUCGAGCCACACCGUUUACUUCUCCUCUGCCAUCCUCCAGCUUUUCGGUGAAAGCGAAGACGAGCUUGUCCGCGAGCAAAUCGUCCGUGUUCUUCUGGAAAGACUCAUCAUCAACCGUCCUCACCCAUGGGGAUUGCUGGUGACAUUUAUGGAGUUGAUGAAGACCCAACGUCACCGUAUCCCGCGUGCACCGGAUGAGAUCCAACUGUUGUUGAACAACAUCUCCAACGCUCUGACGGCCAGCAGCAGUGGUGGUAUGGCAGGUGGAGCAGAAGAGCAACAGCAGCACGCGCAUAUGAACGGCCACGCCGGAUUCUUGCCUCCUCACUUGAUGUCUCAGCAGCAACAGCAGGCGUAA